Molecule: messenger RNA, 1905 nt
Organism: Auxenochlorella protothecoides
Lineage: Eukaryota; Viridiplantae; Chlorophyta; Trebouxiophyceae; Chlorellales; Chlorellaceae
Product: Trimethylguanosine synthase
Exons: 5
Coding region: 1-1905 (634 amino acids)
Biological process (GO): 7-methylguanosine cap hypermethylation; 7-methylguanosine RNA capping
Cellular component (GO): nucleus
Molecular function (GO): RNA cap trimethylguanosine synthase activity
Source: RefSeq, a predicted model, not a curated record
AUGGCCGUACAUAAAGCGAAAUCUGGCUGUACAGAGGCACAUCAUGACACUCCAAACCUACCACCGUAUCUGAGACUCGUCAGUCCGGGCGUGUGCACCUUGGCACUGCACGUCAAGCCCAACGCCAAGGACUCUGCCAUCAGCAGUGCAGAUGGCAAGCUGAACGUGUCCAUCCAUGCGGCUCCGCGGGAUGGCGAGGCCAACUCCGCCAUCACCCGGUACAUGGCAGAGGUCCUGGGUUUGCGAAAGGCGCAGGUCAGCCUCAUGGUGGGCUCCAAGUCGAGGGAAAAGGAGGUUCAGUGGGAGGCGCCGCCAGAGGGUUUCCUCCCCUGCGCAUGGACGCAGGAGACGGCGCCCGCACAGGCACCUGCUGCGGUGCAGAUCUCGUACCUGGCAGAGAUACAGCUGUACAAAGCCUACCAUGGGUGGCCGACGGAGGUAGCCCCAGAGGGGAAAAUGGCAGGGCCUGCAGAUGCAGGGGCUGCUACAGAGGCGUGCGCAGAGGACUCACCAGAGGCCAUGGACGGGCCGCCAGGCAGCGCCGAAGCGAUGCAGCAAAGUUUGAGUAACAGCAUGCGUGUUCCUGAUGCAAUGAGGCCACCUGAGACAGGGUCAGGGCCAUUUAAGGACCCGGCCUCGGCAAGCGGAGUGCAUGGAGCCGCGGCUGUCGAUGCUGGCCCUGCGCUGGCGGGCUGCAUGCUGAAUCUGAGCGGGGCGCCUUUCUCAAGCGGGGCGCAGGAAGGGCAAGGGGAGUCUGCGGCAGCAUCUGGAUCGGUGGAAGCCGGCACGACCUUGUCCAGUACGGCUGACGACCAGACAACAGCUCCAUCCAUCCCUGGGGCAGAGGCCAUGCAGGCUUCUUCGCCAGAUGCGCCAGGCCAUGAUGUAGACGCGGUGUGGCAGGCAGGUCAGGACCCUGACGCUGCAACGACUGCCCUCCACUCGCUGCCAGACCUUGGCGGCUCAGGGGCUCUGGAGCCGCUCAUUCAGCAGCUGGAGGAUCUGGAAAUGGUGCGGCCUCUUAUUGACAGCUCUCCAUAUGGUGCUGAGGCCGAAGAUGGCAGCGCCGCAGUGGGCGCAUCAGGGAUUGAACCUGUGGAGCCGGAAAGCGCUGCAGCAUCCCCUCCGGCCCCAAAGAGGCCAGCAAAGCAGCGGCAGGCCAGCCGCCGGCGGGGGCGAGACAAGACCGAGCGGCCCUGGUGGCUGCCCAAGGACGUCCCACUGGCCGCCAGCAAGUACUGGCUCCAGCGGUACAGCCUCUUCUCCAGGUUCGACGACGGCAUCCGUUUGGACCAGGAGGGCUGGUUCUCGGUGACCCCAGAGGUGGUCGCCCAGCACCAGGCACGGGUGGUCCCCCUGGGGUCGACCGCGUUGGACCCCUUUGCGGGGGUGGGCGGCAACGUUGUUGCCCUGGCCGAGGUGGCGGCCGCCGUGAUCGCCGUGGAGAUCGACGCGGGCAGGGUGGAGCUGCUGCGCCACAAUGUGGCCGUGUAUGGCCUGGAGGACCGGGUACGCUGCCUGCAAGGCGACUUCUUCCAGCUCGCCGAGGAGCUCAAGGCGGACUUCGUCUUCCUUUCCCCGCCUUGGGGCGGCCCCGAGUACAGCGCUCAGGCCGUGUAUGACGUGGAGCGCAUGGGCGGGCUGGGCCUGUCCCUGACAGGGUUGCUGGACCUGGCCUUCCAGGUCGUGGGCGCUCGGGGCGUGGUGGCCUUCCUGCCUCGCAACGCUGACCUGGCGCAGUGCGCGCGGUCCGCGGGGGGCCGGCCAUGCGUCGCGGAGCGCGUAGUGCUCAACGGCUACCUCAAGGGCACCACCAUGUACUACGGUGCCGCCGCGCUGCGCUGGCUGGAGCUCAGAGGGGCGGAGGAGGGGGAAGGGGCGGGGGAUGACAGGCCACCGGGCUGA